AUGUCCUUCUUUGAGAAAAUGUCUACAGCAGAUUUGAUGGAGAAUCUCAGGGAAGAACUGACCUGUUUCAUCUGCUUGGACUAUUUCACCAACCCAGUGACCACUGAGUGUGGGCAUAGCUUUUGUCUGGUGUGUCUCCUGAAGAGCUGGGAGGAGCAUAGCAAUCCUUUGUCUUGUCCAGAGUGCUGGAGGACGUUGGAGACACCACAUUUCCAGCCCAAUGAGCGUCUGGGAAGGCUGGCUGGCAUCGGCAAGCAACUCAGACGCCAGGUGCUGCAGAGUGAGGGCGAGCUUAAGAGAAUGCUGGCAACCGCUAAGCUGUUGUCUGAGGAUGAGCAGGGUGUAAACGCUUUUUCAACUCAAGGUCAUGGAGGAAACAGAGUGUAUCUGUCCAGUGAGGCUGGGGAGCACCACAAAGAGAAGCUGCAGGAAACCCUACAUCUUUUGCAUAAAAAGAAAAAUGAAACUCAGCUUAUAUUAACCCAUGAGAAGGAGAGAGUGAUACUGUGCACAGAAGAGACAAAGACUUGUAAACAGGCCGUGGUAUCAGAAUAUAUAAAAAUGCACCAGUUCCUGAAGGAGGAGGAGCAGAUACAGCUCCAGUUACUGGAAAAGGAGGAACGAGAAAACAUGAAGAAACUAAGGGACAAUGAGCUCAAGUUGACCCAGCAAAUAAGAAGUCUAACCAAGCUGAUUGAACAGAUAGAGUCCACAUGUCAGAACUCCAUCGUAGAAUCUUUAGAGGAUGUGCGAGGAACACUGGAAAGGAGUGAAGCCCUCUUGCUUCAGUGUCCGGAGGCCACCACCACAAGACUGAGUCUGUGCCGCAUCACUGGAAUGAGGGAGAUGCUAAGAAAAUUUAGCACAGACAUAAGUCUGGAUCCAGCCACAGCCAAUGCCUACCUAGUCUUGUCUGAGGACCUGAGGAGUGUGAGACAUGGCGGAAUCCGACAGCAGUUACCUGACAACCCGGAACGAUUUGACCAGUCCGCAACGGUUUUGGGAGCUCAGGCCUUCACCUGCGGGAGGCACUACUGGGAGGUGGACGUGGGAAACAAGACUGAGUGGGAAGUGGGCGUCUGCAAGGACUCGCUGAGCCGGAAGGGGAACCUCCCGAAGCCGCCCGGGGACCUCUUCUCACUGAUUGGCUUAAAAAUUGGAGACGAUUAUAGUCUUUGGGUCUCAUCACCUUUAAAAGGUCAACAUGUCCGAGAGCCUGUGCACAAAGUUGGUGUUUUCUUAGACUAUGAAUGUGGACACAUAGCCUUCUACAAUGUGACCGAUGAGUCUCUCAUCUACAGCUUCCCUCCCACCUCAUUCCAAGAGGCUCUUAGGCCCAUCUUUUCCCCUUGCCUCCCAAAUGAAGGGACAAACACGGGCCCUCUCACCAUCUGCUCACUGAUCAGCCAUGCUUGA
Condylura cristata (star-nosed mole) is the source of this 1416-nucleotide messenger RNA. RefSeq names its product probable E3 ubiquitin-protein ligase TRIML1. Gene Ontology annotation, molecular function: protein binding. NCBI's taxonomy places the organism in Eukaryota, Metazoa, Chordata, Mammalia, Eulipotyphla, Talpidae. The record is from RefSeq and is a predicted model, not a curated record. Bases 1 to 1416 code for a protein of 471 amino acids. The transcript has 6 exons.